This is a messenger RNA of Dendroctonus ponderosae (mountain pine beetle), 4868 nucleotides long. Its product is annotated as vascular endothelial growth factor receptor 1-like. The coding region runs from base 413 to 4723 and encodes 1436 amino acids. The record is from RefSeq and is a predicted model, not a curated record. Gene Ontology annotation, cellular component: signaling receptor complex. Gene Ontology annotation, molecular function: ATP binding; transmembrane receptor protein tyrosine kinase activity. NCBI's taxonomy places the organism in Eukaryota, Metazoa, Arthropoda, Insecta, Coleoptera, Curculionidae. Gene Ontology annotation, biological process: protein phosphorylation; cell surface receptor protein tyrosine kinase signaling pathway; positive regulation of kinase activity. The transcript has 26 exons.
ACCUGGUUUUCUUCAGCGUAUAAUUCUGUUCGUAUAUAUCAUUUAGGUUAUAAUGUUCUCAAUCACUUCAUUAAAAUAAUUUUGUUCUAAUGUCGGCUUAAAAUUACUGAACUGAAUAAUGUGAGUAUCGAAUAUCAUCAAAAUCUCAACCAAAACAAUUGUAUUGGGAAAUACCUUACCUAUAUGAUUACACAUGGAAAAUUUGAUAAAUAUGAUAUAUACGACUUCUCAGUUGAUCAAGACCAAUUAUGAAUUACGAAUACGGACGGCAUUUACGUUGAAGCACUUAAGCAGGUUUAAGUUCGUAUGUGACUUAGCUUAGUCGAGCUCGAGUUUUCUAUGAAGUCGCUUUAAGUUCAGUUACUGUACGAGGCCAGUGCGAAUCGAAGAAACGCGAAAACAAUAGGAAUGUAUGAAAACAGUGACGUCAUGCUGGUUUAAGAUGAGGGAAUUUUACUUAUUGUGGUGUUUCGUCGUUCUAUUUCAUGUCAGAAAAGCCUUUGGAGACAACCCGGUGAUUAUAGGAAACGACAAUGCAGACAGUCCUGUUAUUCCUGCAGGCGAAAGCUAUAACUUAACGUGUUAUGGAAGCCGCCCAGUACAUUGGAUUACUCCAUCGCCACCGGAGGACAAAAAACUAUGGACUACCUUCACUCAAACUCAGGAUACAUCUCCGUUUCGAUCAGUUCUGUAUAUAACAAAUAUGACUUAUUUGGUUGUUGGAUUCUACAUAUGCCAGUACGACAGUAUACCUAACGAGCAAGAUCAAAUUUAUUUAUAUGUGAAUGAUUCUAGUCAUCUAUCAGUGAUUGAUAAUGAAGAUAUAUCAAUUCUUCACGCUGUCCAGUACGAAGACACCAUCAUUCCUUGCCGGCCUUCAGCACCGGAUAUUCAUGUUAAUUUACUGUAUUUUGAAAACGACGAAAUGCAAAUACGCCCGAAAAAUGGUAGAAUUAUAAAAACAGAUGAGUUAAAUGAAAUGAACUUAAACACAAUGUACCGAUUUGAUCCACGGAAAGGGUUUUGGACAAAUGAUACAUUAAGGCCAAUUAAAAUGAAGAGAAAUAAAUGGACAUGCACUUUUUCACGUUCUAGCAACGUUCUCAAAUUGCAAGUACCGAUGAUUAUUGAAGCUCGCAAAACUUUCCUGGCUAAACCCGUUAUCCGGGACAUUUCACAGAAUCACACCGAAGUGGGUGAAACAUUCAGGCUAACAUGUCGGAUAGCAGAUGAAAGCAGUGUCAUUUUUAAAUGGGAAACUCCUCGAGGAACAUUCGCCUAUGGAAAUAAGCAAAACGAAAAUGAUGUUAUUCUUGAAAGCCUGAAAAGAUAUGAUAUAAAUGGGUCAACCCAUUUUGACUCCACAAUUAUGGUAGUCAACAGCAAAUUAGAUGACAUGGGCUUAUAUUCAUGUAAAGUAUCCGAUCGGCAAGAUAAUCAGGAAGAAACGUCGAUAUUCGUUUUUAUUCAUAAUAAAUAUGACUGCUCAAUUCGAUUGCAUCCGCAAAACAAUCUAACCAACAUUGAAGUAUAUACUGGAGAGUCCGCCCAAUGGAUAAUAGAUGUGUCAGGACAUCCAAUGCCUGAAUUGACAUGGUACGAUACUAAUGGGGACGUAAUACAAAAUGACGAUAUGUACGAAAUUAAACAGUAUGAUGAUAAUAUUAUGUAUAAAGUGAAAAAAGCCUCACUUAAAACAGCUGGGACGUAUAAGGUACAGGGAAUUUCAUAUCGCAACCAGGAAACUGGAAACUGUCCACAAACGCAAGAGCUUUUGCUGAACUUAUAUGUAUAUGAAAAACCUACAGUUUGUAUAGGAUCGAGAGAAACAUGUAAAAGUAAUCACAUUAAACGGCCAAACAUCUAUAAAAUAAAUGAAGAAAUUGAAGUUGAAUGUUCUGCAAUAGGAUAUCCGCUGCCGGUCAUCACAUGGGAGCUAAAGCAAUGCCUAGGCAGUGAAUGUUCGUUCGAACCAAUUGAGGGAGAAACGAAGUUUGUAUCCCGUAAAAAUUACUUGACCAAAAGUUAUGUGAGAAUUAAUGCCGAAAGAGAUGGCAUCCUUAAGUGCAGAGGGUCCAAUGGUUUAGGCGAUGACACAUAUAAUACUACGUUUUACAUAUCUGAUGUCAAAGAUGGAUUUGAUGUAUUCGAGUUUGGGGAGAAUUCUAUUGAGUUAAGGAAUGGAUCAGCUCACGAAAUAAUUAUUGCCGAAAAUAGCACGAUAACAUUUACCUGUGGGGUUUGUCCCAAAAGAUCCGAUACUCUAGAUGUCUUUUUAAAUGAUAGUUUACUAAAGAGUGGUGAAAGGCACAGUCUUCAUACAGUCGGAAAUACUCUAUCAAAUAAAACGACUAUAACUCUUCAAGACGCUCAGCUAACUGAUUCGGGAAGUUACAGUUGUCGAAUAAGAAAUCUGCAUGAUAACUCCUACGAUUAUCUAAAUGUAACGUUCACAGUCAAAAAGCCUGAGAAACCUGUUAUUUGGGAAAGCAAUUUAAACGGCGAAGUUUUGGUGGAUUACCCAAAUAUGACCUACGAACUCUACUGUCAUGUUAGUGGCAUUCCAAAGCCCGCAAUCGAAUGGUAUAAGGACGAAAUCUUGAUUACUGAAUCAAAAAGACUUACUCUGAAAGAUGAUGGAACCGUUCUUCUAUUUAAUAAAACCGAAGUGGGAGACGAAGGAAUUUAUCGAUGUGAAGCAUUGAAUUCGGAAGGAUCGGAGUUUCGUCAAGCGCCUUUAAAAUUCAAAGUAAAACCUGUUUCGGUGGUCAUCUAUUAUUACAUCACUGGAGCCAUUGGAUUGCUUUUACUAGCCGCUGUUAUAUAUAUUUGCAUAAGAAUUCGCAAAGAAAGGGAAUUGCGCCGUGAAUUGAAACUGCUUGGUCUAGAAAAUUUCCAUAAUGGAAACCCGGAGAAUCUGAAUCCCGAUUUGGGAAUUGACGAUCAAGCUGAACUGUUGCCGUAUAAUAAAAAGUUUGAAUUCCCCGCAGAAAAUCUAAAAAUUGGAAAACAAUUGGGUUCUGGUGCAUUUGGAGUAGUGAUGAGAGCAGAAGCCAAAGAUAUAAUUGAAGGAGAGUCCAAAACUACAGUGGCAGUAAAAAUGGUGAAAAAAAACGCCGAUCAAUCAUACAUUAAAGCAUUGGCAUCCGAGCUAAAAAUUAUGGUCCACUUAGGAAAGCACAUUAAUGUCGUUAAUUUACUUGGAGCAUGCACAAAAAAUGUUGCAAAAAGAGAACUGCUUGUUAUCGUCGAGUUUUGCCGAUUUGGAAACCUCCAAAAUUACAUUUACAAACACAGAGAAUCCUUUAUUAAUCAAAUUGACCCUGUUAGUGGAAAUAUAGAUUACAAUAUUGGGGCAGAUCUACUAGAAAGGUCAUAUUCUGUUUCAAGCGAUACACGCCGCUCUACAAUGAGGUCUCAAUCAAUGCAAGAUUACAGAGACCGAGCUCACACUAUGAGCGCAAAUACUCAAGUUACUUCAUUAGGUGAUGAAAGUGUAAUGCUGAGUAACAGCAAUAACAGUAUACAACCAGAGUGGCGAUUGAACUACAGAGGAGAUUAUAGAGGAGACGUAAAACCGAUUUCCACCAGAGAUUUGUUGACUUGGGCGUUCCAAGUGGCCAGAGGAAUGGAAUAUCUUGCCUCAAGAAAAGUUCUCCAUGGAGAUCUAGCAGCCAGGAAUAUUCUUCUGGCGGAUAACAAUGUCGUUAAAAUCUGUGAUUUUGGACUAGCAAAAACAAUGUAUAAUGACAACAACUAUAAGAAAAAAGACAAUAAUCCUAUACCUGUAAAGUGGAUGGCAAUCGAAUCGUUAAGAGAUCGAAUAUUCUCCACGCAAUCGGACGUAUGGUCCUUUGGUAUAGUUUUGUGGGAAUUCUUCUCUUUGGCCAGAACGCCAUAUCCAGGAAUGGAAGCAGAUGAGCGCUUAUAUCACAAAUUGGUCGAAGGAUUUAGAAUGGAAGCGCCAGUUUUUGCAUCUCAAGAAAUUUAUAACAUUAUGCUGAACUGUUGGAAUACUAAACCUCUAGCGCGGCCAUCUUUUACCAAACUCACAGAUUUAAUUGGAAAUUAUUUAGAAGAUAGUGUUCGUAAGCACUACGUCGAUCUGAAUCAAACAUACAUCCAAAUGAACAUGGACAAAAUGGAAACUAACGAUUUCCUUGCAAUGCUCAGUCCGCCUUCUUUUGAUGUGUUGUCUACUCCCGCACCAAGAUAUGUGAAUGCCGAGGUGUUUGACGAUAAUUCAGUAAGACCUCAAACUGCAGGAACUUCGAAUGGUUACCUUUUCAUGGGCGGCAGUAAAAUAUUUAGUCCAAGACUUGAGACUGAUGAUAUUUUUAAUUUUUCACCUGAACUUAGAAAAGAACGAACUUUGGGUUCUCAAGAACUGAGGCCAAUAUUGCAUUCCAAUAACGAGUCAGAUGCUGAAACCGGAUAUCUGACUCCCAUAACACCGAUAAACAGUAUUUCAAAUCCCACAUACCUUCAAGUCCCCGUACAAGAAUCUCGAAUACCUGGAAAAGCUGUUCCACAAGUUGCCAAACCAGCUGGAAAUAACUACGUUAUAUUGCCUCAAUAUAAAAACGAUAUCAAUGAGAAUUCGAAAGAUGAAGAACAUGAUUCGUCAGUAAAAUUCGGUUUAAGGAACAACGCAGGAGACAUUGGAAAUAAUGUGCAUUAUGUAAAUAGAGACAAUGAUAUGUGGAAUUCUAUCAACGUGUGAAAUGGAAAAAACGUGAAUGGUUACAUGAGUUACAAGUUACCGAUUGCAGUUGCGCCAUUACUUCAAGAGAUUAAAGUAAAGUUUAUUUCAUCACGAAUUUUGUCAAUGUGCCAUUAUUACUUAAUAAAAGCUGUAUUAAUAUUUG